AUGGCCUAUGAUCGAUAUGUUGCCAUUUGCAAUCCACUGCACUAUGAGAUGGUGAUGAAUUGGAAAGCCUGCACUGAAAUAAUUAUUCUGGUUUGGGUCAUCAGCUUUCUCUAUGGAAUGUUGCAUACCACUGGCACUUUUUCAACCCGUUUGUGUUCUAAUGUUGUCAACCAAUUCUUCUGUGAAAUCCCACAAUUGCUAAAGCUGUCCUGCUCUGGCUUCAAUCUAGUUGAAGCUGGAGUUCUUGUGGCCAGUGUCACUGCAGGACUAGGUUGUUUUACUUUUAUUAUUGUAUCUUAUGCCAUGAUCUUCAAGGCAGUGCUAGGAAUCCCUUCUGAACAAGGAAGGCAAAAAGCCUUAUCAACUUGUAUUCCCCACCUUUUAGUAGUGUCUAUGCUUACAUCAACAGGAUGCUUUACCUAUCUGAGAACUCCUUCUAACAUCGCAUCUUAUUUAGAUUUCAGGUUGACUGUGCUGCUUUCUCUUCUUCCAUCCUGUUAA
This is a messenger RNA of Candoia aspera, 501 nucleotides long. RefSeq names its product olfactory receptor 14J1-like. The record is from RefSeq and is a predicted model, not a curated record. Bases 1 to 501 code for a protein of 166 amino acids. Gene Ontology annotation, biological process: G protein-coupled receptor signaling pathway. Lineage: Eukaryota; Metazoa; Chordata; Lepidosauria; Squamata; Candoiidae. The transcript has a single exon. Gene Ontology annotation, molecular function: odorant binding; olfactory receptor activity. Gene Ontology annotation, cellular component: membrane.